AUGGGCAUAGGAGGUUUACGAUCUUGCACCCCCGAUACACCGUGGAUGCCUUAUGAAGAGGUCAAUUCUGAUGGUAAGCGGGUGCUCUCUCGUACGGAGAACUUUGCAAACUCCCAUGCAGGAUUCGACGGUUUCCUACGGGGUCAGCGUGCUAUGAGUGUCCUGCAACAGCUCGCCGGGGAAGAAAUGAUCCUCUUCAAAGAGAAAAUCAAUCACAAGCUGGCCGGAAGUGCCAAUGGAGGUCUGGAGGUUGUUGAUGGAUGUUAUCGUAUGGACAUCCCUCUCGGUAGUGACUGGUGCAUCGAACCCACCUGGGUGAAAAUGAGCAUCUGGACACCAGCCGAGCUUGAAUCUGGCGAUAUUUUGAUCUUUGGCUCAUACCUGGCGCAUAGAAGCGGUGCCAAUACUAGCCCCAAGGACCGCCGAGCGAUUUACGCAACAUACAACUGCGCCGCCGAGGGAAGUCUGCAUGAUCAGUACUGUUUAGACCGUCAGAAGCUUUGGCCGGCAACUCACAUGCAAAAAGAGGGAGAAUCUUACGAAGAAGGCCGGGCUCGCUAUGCUUUCGGUUCUCCCAUGUUGACGGUGGACUCUAAGGCUAUUCCUGCCUAG
Messenger RNA from Penicillium canescens, 612 nucleotides. Its product is annotated as Phytanoyl-CoA dioxygenase. The transcript has 3 exons. The record is from RefSeq and is a predicted model, not a curated record. Lineage: Eukaryota; Fungi; Ascomycota; Eurotiomycetes; Eurotiales; Aspergillaceae. Bases 1 to 612 code for a protein of 203 amino acids.